Pochonia chlamydosporia 170 is the source of this 3096-nucleotide messenger RNA. RefSeq names its product DNA polymerase V. The coding region runs from base 1 to 3096 and encodes 1031 amino acids. The record is from RefSeq and is a predicted model, not a curated record. Gene Ontology annotation, cellular component: nucleolus. Lineage: Eukaryota; Fungi; Ascomycota; Sordariomycetes; Hypocreales; Clavicipitaceae. The transcript is spliced from 2 exons. Gene Ontology annotation, biological process: regulation of DNA-templated transcription. Gene Ontology annotation, molecular function: transcription factor binding; rDNA binding.
AUGGCUGGUAAAAGAAAGAGAGGAGGCAAAGAUGGUGCCAGCAAUGGGCCAGAAGGCUCCAAGAAGGCCAAAAAGGACAUGAAGUCUAUCAAUUUUGCCUCCCAACCGGACCUGGAAAAAAAGCGGUUUGUCGAAAUGCCCACUGGCGACGAUCGAAAGCGAGAAGCAGAUCUUUAUGAGAUGCUGGGAAGCGAAGACGAAAACGAUAGAUUCCAGGCGGCCGAUUGUAUCAUUUCGAGUCUCUUCGGCGGCGAAGGGUCUUCCGAAGCUGUCCUCCAACGACAUCUUGAUCGACGGUUGUUUCGAGGUCUUGCGAGUGGUCGCAAUGCUUCUCGUAUUGGAUUCAGCCUGGUGAUCACAGAGAUGCUGGAUCAACUAUUUGGCAAAGAAAACCUAUCCAAGACGAAAUACAUUGGAUUGUCAUUUGACAAGGUUCUUGGCCUUCUGGUUGACAAGACUCAAGCCGUGGGCAAUAUCCCCGGGCAGGAGGAGCGAGACCAUUAUUUUGGCCAGCUAUUCGGACUCGAGUGCUUUGUUAAGUCCAAAACACUGUUCAAGGAUGUUUCAAGAUGGAAGUCUGUAUUCAACUUGCUGCUGAAGUUGAGCAAUAAGAAGAGUUGGCUGCGGCCCCAGUGCGGAUGGGUGCUUGUCCAGGCCCUUGAGCAGAUGGAUAAAGCAAACGCGGAGGCAACGCUCUCCAAGCUUGCAGAAGCUGGAUUGGCAAAGACUGCAGAGGGAGUUGCUGCAUGGAUUAUUGUACUGAAUAAGUACCCCAGCGUGAAGCCUCUGCCCUGGAAGAGCCCGUUGUGCAGCAAGUCACUUCCCGAUCUGACGGCAGUUCUGAAAGAGAGUUUCAAGGAAUCAGGGAAGGAUGUGGGAGAAAAAGGCCAGAGUGGUGGUAAGCAGGCGUCUUGGAGUGCUCAAUUGCACUUUGUGUGGGAUCUUAUCUUGGCGCGAUUCCUCAAUGCAGGGCCAGACAAAACCGAUGAAGAUUUUGAACAGUUUUGGAACCGGGUUGUUGAUGAUGGACUCUUUUCCAAACAAGCCACAGAUGGACAAAAGUUCAAGGGAUUCAUGGUCUUCCAGAAAAUGCUCGAGGGAUUCGUCGAGGUGCCAUCGAAACUGGAGGCCCUCUUUAGCCGGAAUUUCAUGACAUGUUUGGUGAACCAAGCUUCGAAAGAGGACCGUUACCUACAUCGAGCCGCCAUAAAAGCCCUGAAGUCAAUUGAAGCUGUGGUGGCAGCUCAUCCAUCGUCUCUGCCCCUUAUUUUGGCCAACCUUCUUGGCAAAAAUGGUAGCUACAGUUUCGAUCAGCGGACAAGCACCAAGACCGUGGACAGACUUUUGCACAGCAUCAACGAAGAAAAUGCGGAAGCCGUCCUGGCUGUUAUUAGACACCCUAUCAAAGGGUUGAAGCAAAAGGAGGCUGCCGAUGCCCAGACCAUUGUUCGAACUUAUGCCGACUACCUCGCAAAGGUCCUGAAUGCAUUUGCAUCCGCACCGUCCAAAGAAGAUGACGCAGCAGAAGUGACUCAAGGGUCAUUUGGACCAGUCCUGCAAGAGCUUGCUGAGUUGGCGUAUACUGUGCCAAAGGGCAUCCCACAGGACGCUCUGACCGACCAAAUUCGAGAAAUGUGCCGCUCCCGCCUCGAAUCAUCACUCGCCAAGCUUGCGCGUUCCAGCAAGGACUUUGCCGUAUUUUGCGAGGCUGUAGCUUCAAUAGACUCUAGCGCGAAAAACAUGUCCCCUGAGAUCAAGGAGGUGAUGCAAGAUGCGCUGUCACGCAUGAGCAAACUUCUAAAAAGGAAGUCAAAGACGCAAAGCGAGAAGGAUGUUGCUCAGGGCCUCGCAAUGCUUCAUGCAAUCUCUAUUUUCCAGCUAUACAACGAAGAUCCAGACGCUAUGGAAGUGUUAGACGACCUAUCUCAAUUCUAUGAUCGACUUCAGCCAUCAAAAUCCAGCAAAAAGGCUGAACCGACAGAGGGAAGCUCAGAAUUAUUGGUUGAAAUUCUCCUGUCAAUGGUUGCUCGACCAUCCUCUCUCAUGAGGCAAGUCUCCCAGCAAGUCUUCGAGGCGUUUACAAGCCAAGUAUCCGCCGAGGGACUGGAACUCCUCACAGGACCUCUGGCCUCAGGGGAGAGCACAAAGGGCCAAAAGGAGCUAUUCAACACUGAUGACGACGCAAUGGAUGCCGACGAAGACGAGGGCUCAGAUGAAGAAGAUGCUGAGGCUGACGAUGUCGAAGACGUCGAGGACGCUUCAGACUUUGAAAUUGACUCCGACAUGGAAUUCGUUGGACUCAACGGCGACGAAGACGGCAGUGAAAACUCCAACCCCAACUCAGACGAUGAACAAGACGCCGAAGAUGAAGACGACUCCCCCAAAAAGAGCAAAGGCGAAUGGAACAACCCCGAAGAACUAGACGACAUUCUCGGCAAGAUUCUCAAAUCCCACCGCCUCGACAAAGAUGUCGACGCCGCCUCGUCCUCAUCCGAAGGCGACAUGUCCGACUCUGAAAUGUUCGCACUAGACGAACACCUCUCCGCCGCCAUCGCACCACGCAUCAAAUCCUCCCAGUCAGACUCCAAAAAGGCCAAAAAGGACGCCAAACAAUCCGUCGUCAACUUCAAACACCGCAUCCUCGACCUCCUAGACAUAUACGUCAAGAACGAGCCCCUCAACAACCUAACAUACAAUCUCCUCAUCCCACUCCUGAACCUCAUGCGAACCACAUCCACAAAGCCCCUCGCCAACAGGGCGUGUGAAAUCAUCCUCACCUAUCAAAAGGGUAUCAAGAAAGCGAGGGCCAGCAAAGAGGACACCGGGGAGGUACACGACGACAUGCUAGGCCUACUGGUGGAAGUGCACGCCGAAGCAGGCAAGGAUAAUUCUCAUGCGUAUGCCAAGGCUGCGAGCGCGGCUAGUUUGAUCGUGGUGUCGAGUAUGUUUGCCGCGGAUAAGGAGGCGAUUCGGGAGGUGGCGGGUGUGUAUGCCUCGACGCAGAGUGAGUGGGUGUUGGGGGGUGUUAAGUUGCAGAAUUCGUUUUUUGCGGAUUGGAAUAAUUGGUGUCAGAAUCAUGCUUCGCAACGGCUGUGA